Mangifera indica (mango) is the source of this 1039-nucleotide messenger RNA. Its product is annotated as protein N-lysine methyltransferase METTL21A-like. Lineage: Eukaryota; Viridiplantae; Streptophyta; Magnoliopsida; Sapindales; Anacardiaceae. The record is from RefSeq and is a predicted model, not a curated record. The transcript has a single exon. Bases 8 to 850 code for a protein of 280 amino acids.
GCGCAUAAUGGCCACCACUCAGGAUCAGGAAGACGACGAAGCCGAUAUUAAUCCGAUCAAAAUGCUGUUUCCGGCCGAUGAAGACCACAGUUCCGAUAACGGAGUGCCGUUUCCGCCGCAUGAAGUAGAGGAAGAAACUUCAUCCAACCAGUAUUACAUCUCGUCGAUCAAGUCAACCCUGCUCAUACGCCAGCUCCCUUCUCAAGGCCUUUCCUUCCAGCUCUGGCCGGCAGCCACCACGCUUGUUUCCCUCCUCGAUCUCUACUGCACUGACCCCACUCACGGCCCUCUCGCCCCCAUUUUAUCCGACGGAGCCGAUCGUCGCCGCCUCAACAUUCUAGAGCUUGGCUCUGGCACUGGCCUGGUUGGCUUAGCCGCCGCGGCUAUCCUCGGAGCUAACGUCACCCUCACUGACCUCCCUCAUGUCAUUCCCAACCUCCAAUUCAACGCUGACGCCAAUGCCAGUUUGUUGGCCCUCCAAGGUGGGACCGCCCACGUGGUACCUCUUAGGUGGGGUGAGGCUGAUGACGUGGAUGUCAUCGUGCAGGAAUUUGAUCUUAUAUUGGCCUCUGAUGUUGUUUACCACGAUCACCUUUAUGACCCUCUUCUCGAAACGCUGCGUUUGUUUCUGAAUUCAGGCAAGGAGGAGGAGAAUAAGAAGAAGAAUAUGAUGUUUGUGAUGGCUCACUUAAGGAGGUGGAAGAAGGACUCGGCGUUUUUCAGAAAGGCAAAGAAACUGUUUGAAGUUCGAACUGUACACGUGGAUCCUCCUUGUAAUGGAGCCAGGAUUGGUGUGGUGGUUUACUGUUUUAAUGGGAAGACAGAAAAAAAUAUGAAGAAUCCUUGUUAGUGGCAGUGGGGAAGCAUUUGAGAAAGUGCAUUGUGUUGUGUUGUGUUGUGUUGUUCAAUUGUGAUUCCAUCAGUUUAGAACUCCCUUUACCACUUAAGAUUAGGGUCUGGUUUUGUCCAAACCCAAUCAAAGGUUACUUCAAGUUCUCUUCGAAUUUAAAAUGGUUACCUAAGUAUCAAAUUCAAUUAA